Messenger RNA from Cloeon dipterum, 1549 nucleotides. It is a transcript of the gene Fdx2, whose product is annotated as Ferredoxin 2. Gene Ontology annotation, molecular function: 2 iron, 2 sulfur cluster binding. Lineage: Eukaryota; Metazoa; Arthropoda; Insecta; Ephemeroptera; Baetidae. Bases 176 to 649 code for a protein of 157 amino acids. Gene Ontology annotation, biological process: P450-containing electron transport chain. The transcript is spliced from 4 exons. The record is from RefSeq and is a predicted model, not a curated record.
AUGACAAUCUAGAUUAACACCACUUGCACUUUAUUGUCAAUUUGCCUUUUCGCACCGCAAGAAGCAAGAACUCUCCCUCUCCGCCCGUCAGACAGGCAAGCGUGCCGUCCGCAAGUUGUUAUCUGAACGCUUAUCAGCAGUGAGUGAACUCGCGAGUCAGUGCUCUCGACCCGCGAUGGCUCUCUUCGUCAAGUCCCUCUGCAGGGCCGCCGUCCGGCCUCAGCUGGCCGCCCUGCUGCGAAGCACGUCCUCUACUCCGCCGCCGGCUUGCAGGUUCCUGAGCACUUCGGCACGGCUAAUGUCGCAGGAGGAGACAAUCUCCGUGACCUUCAUCAGGGCCGAUGGCAAGAAGAUCAGUGCCAAGGGCAAGGAAGGUGACUCUCUUCUGGACGUGGUCGUCAAUAAAGAAGUCGACCUCGAUGGUUUCGGUGCUUGUGAAGGAACCUUAACCUGCUCAACGUGCCACGUGAUUUUGAGCAAAGAAGUGUACGAGAGUUUAGCACGUCCAACCGACGAAGAGCUUGACAUGCUUGACCUGGCGUUUGACCUCACCGACACGUCAAGACUUGGUUGCCAAAUUACGCUUACUAAAGAACUCGAUGGACUGGAAGUGAAAGUACCAGCCUCUGUGAAUGACGCAAGACAGUGAUUUUUUGCUACCGUGUUAUUAAGAUUGUUGUUCAGCUGCAUUUUAAACAGCAAACAGUUUUAAGCAAUACGUCCAGUUUGAGUUUCAUGUGAACAGUUUACCUGAUGUAGUUUUGUCAAAGAUGUGCUUGGCUAAACUGUCAAAUUACAAAUCCCGAGCAAAGACAGUCAAGUGGUUGCUAAAGAGAGUGGGAUGUAUCUAUUCUAAAGUUCAAGUAAUGCUAGAUGCGUUACGCGUGAAUGUUUGCAUAUUUGAGUUUAAAUGUUAUGAUAUUUUCACUCACUCUCGUUUAAAUUUGGCUGUUUCCGCGGCUGGCUCGUGGUGGCAAGCUACUUUACCCAUUUUUCUAUUGUCUGCUCCCAAUCUCUUUUUAUGAUUAUAGAUCCCAACUUAUGCUAGUUACUAAAGCACAAUGAAGUAAGUUGUGGCCUUACUCAGGAUUGAACUGAAUAGCUUGACAUGAAAGCUGGACAAAUUUGCUGUUUUUAGAAAUAUAUAUAUUAUGUUUACUUGAAACACAAACCCAUCCUGUUCUUUUGAUAUGAAAUGCUGCUUCCUUGUUGAUUAUUCCUUAGAAAGCAUUCACCAAGCACAAUACUACUUGUACAUCUUACAAGCAGUCAAUAUUUUCACAUAAAAAUAUACUAUUUCAAUUGAAAAAUAUAAUUUUUUAAUUUUAUACAGAGUUCCACUGAUUUCACUUUAAGUAACAGCCAUAAAAGUUAUUCAUUAAAAUUCCUGUGUUGGAUGGAAGCCUCUGUGCACAGCGGAAUUUGCAACCAAUUCGGUCACAGCCUCUUCCAUCUUUUUCCCAGCAUCUUUUUCGAUGUUCAUAAACUGUCCAAAUAUAUAUUUAACCUUGAGCGGAUCGAUAACUGUUAAUAAAUUAAGUUAAUGUUA